Molecule: messenger RNA, 967 nt
Organism: Brassica napus (rape)
Lineage: Eukaryota; Viridiplantae; Streptophyta; Magnoliopsida; Brassicales; Brassicaceae
Exons: 2
Coding region: 188-484 (98 amino acids)
Source: RefSeq, a predicted model, not a curated record
UCAUUUUGUUGAGUUCAUUUCAAAUCAUUUUUGAACAACAAAAAAUGAGAUAUGACGAAUGGCUCCACAUACAUAUUGGUAAAACUAGUUUGACCAUAGAGUUAAACCAAAGGCCAAAGUAAAGAAAGAGUCGUCACAUCUUUGGUGACUGCUGACUCGAAAUAAACUAAAACCACACAUUUGAAAGAUGCCAAUUACUCUCUCUUUCUGGCUUUCUCUCUUUCUUUAUCAACCAGUCACAAUCGUCAGAGACUCAGAGCGAUGCACAAAAACUUGUACAAUGGUAAGAGAAGGACUUGCGGCCGUGGCGGCGGAUAACGGCGAAGGCAUCACCAUCUUACUCUACAUUUGGGCAGCAGUUUUAGCUCUCUCCAUUAUAGCCGCCGUGACUUUCACUUGUAGCGACGGAGCUUCUAAAUCUCACACUGACGACGUGCAUAGCUCUGCAUGUGCCGCCGGCUGUGGCGGUGGUUGUGGAGGCUAAAACGGCUGGCAGAAUUUUUGUUUUUUGUGUCAACAACAUGCAAUUUAUCUAUUAACCGGCCUACAACGACGUCAGUAAUACAAACUGGCUCGGAAAAGGAAAGCGUUGAAGAGCUCGAGUGCGCACCGAAUAUCUCUUGCAAAGGGUUUAGUUCAUUAUGAUGUUCUGAAGACAACGAAGAGAUUAUCUCAGACAGUGAAUAUAGUUCUUCAUCAUGAGUACCGCUGUUGUUGUUUAUCUCCAUUGAUGAUCAAGUUCAAGUAAAUUGAGUUUUUCUUUAGUCUAUGAGACUGAAGAGGAAGCUUGUAGAGCCAAAAGCUAUAAAUAGGGGAUGUGAUCUAGUUACGAAGCUGCUUUUGAAUUGCAUCAACUGAGCGGAAAAAAAAAAACAGAUGAUAUUGCUUCGCCACGUGGUUUUCUAACAUUGAUUAUCCACGUGAACUUACAAUUUUUAUUUUUAUCAUGUUAUAUAAUAUGUUUUGU